This is a messenger RNA of Grosmannia clavigera kw1407, 3723 nucleotides long. RefSeq names its product snf2 family helicase. Gene Ontology annotation, molecular function: ATP binding; ATP-dependent chromatin remodeler activity. The coding region runs from base 1 to 3723 and encodes 1240 amino acids. Lineage: Eukaryota; Fungi; Ascomycota; Sordariomycetes; Ophiostomatales; Ophiostomataceae. The transcript is spliced from 2 exons. The record is from RefSeq and is a predicted model, not a curated record.
AUGGCGCCCCCGGCCCAUCAACCAAACGGUAGCCAGGCCCCCCCGUCUCCACCUGUGCCCUGUGAGGACAUGCAGCUGGGCAUAUACGCGCCUCCGGCAGCCUUUCCCCUCUCUUUCGUCCACGUACCCCAUUUAUCCCAGUUUCCUGCCAGACAACUUCACGAUCCCUCGAGCACUAACCAAGACUGCCCUCAAGGCCGACAAGACCUCCACUACGGCAGCAGCAGCACGCCGUCCAACGACCUGGCUUCCUGGAAUGCCGCGGUGCUGCUCGAUCCCAGGAGCCAUGCCUUCCCCCCCGAGUCUCGGCCGCAGACGCCCGACAGCAUCCACUCGUCAGCCACCAACACCAUGGCCGGGCUGGAGAGUGCUGCCGGCUCCGUGUCGGGUCUCUUUCUCGGCGACGGCCACGGGGCUGCGCUCGACCCCGGAUCGUCCCACUCGAGCGAAGUGACGUUCCGCUUCAUGACGCCAUCUGCCGGCGGCGUUGGGACUGGGACGCCACCGACGUCUUUCCUUGGCGGCCCCGACUUUGGCGGCAUGGCAUCCCUGAUCGAGCAGGGCUACCAUUUGAAAGACCGCAGCGACGUGCCGGAGCCAAAGCGUCGCAAGGUCGACCUGUUUAGCGGCGGCAGCAGCAGCGGCAUCCUGGCGGACAGCCUGCAUUCAGAUGACAGCAAGGAAGACGUCAAGGUAUCGUCCGAGGCACUUGCACCGGCAAAGAACCCGGUGACGGUCGACCUGACCGGUAGUGCUGACAACAACCCUGUCGGCACCGACGCCAAGGACGCGUACCACGAAGUGUGCUACGGCAUGCUGACCGGAGUCUCGGUGGACUGCCACAAGCUCCCGGUCCCGAAGCCCGGGAUCCAAGCGAUCGGGGGACCGGCCUACUGGCCGGCCGUCAAGAUCGUGCUGCGGCGAAUCGACAACGACCGGACAAACACGAUACAGGUGUACGACCACACGCGCGAGGUGUUUGGCAGCCUGGACAAGCGGUCGGCCAAUUGUUUGACGCCGCUGAUGGACAUCUCCAAGGUGCACCUUCGCACUGACGCGCGCAUCCCGUCCCGGCGAAAGAGCGAGGACGAAGAAGCGGGCCAGCCGAUCUCCAAGUCUUAUAGAAUAGAGCUUGUCCUGUACGGGGCGUCGACCUUUGCCAAGCCGGUGUGGAAGCGGGUGGCAGGCUUCGGCUUUGGGCUGGUGACGCCGCAUCGCGUGCAGCCGGGCAUCCGGCUGAUGCUCCCGCAGGAGCCGCUGGUGCUCUCGCCGAAGCCGAGUGACGGUCAGCUGUCGUCGUCGUCGUCGUCGACGGCAGCCACACGCCCACCGCUCAUCCUGCCGCCGACCUUCCAGACUAGGACGAUGGAGGACAUCCGGUCGGAGGUGAUGGCGGUGUUCGACUCUCUGGCCCACACGGAUGACCUGCCAGAGAUGGAACCGGACUCGUGCGUGCUGACGCCGCUGCUACGGCACCAGAAACAGGGUCUCUACUUCAUGACGACGCGCGAGACGCCACUGGCUCAACAGCAUGGCAACAAGUAUAUGUCUUCGAUCUGGACGAAGAAGCCGGAUCGGUCGGGCUGUCCGAUGUACCACAAUGUGAUCACGGACCAGCUGCUGUCCCAGCCACCGCCCGAGUCGCUGGGCGGGAUCCUGGCCGACAUGAUGGGACUGGGCAAGACGCUGAGCAUCCUGUCGCUGAUCGCGACGUCUCGGCAAGCGGCAGAGCAGUGGAGCCGGCUGGCACCGGAGCAGCCGACAGAGGUGGUGCGGAAGAAGAAGGCGGCCAUGUCACGCAACUUUGAGCUGCCGGUGCCACAGGAGCUGGGCCUGACGCAACUCCGACGCAAUGGACGCGGCACGCUGCUGGUGUGUCCGCUCAGCACGAUCACAAACUGGGAGGAGCAAGUGAAGCAGCACCUAGCAGCCGACGCGCUGAGCUUCCACGUGUACCACGGACAGAAUCGGAUCAAGGAUGUGGCGCAGCUGAGCGAGUUCGACCUGGUCAUCACGACGUACGGCUCGGUGUCAAGCGAGCUGACGGCGCGAAAUCGCGGCAAAGCAGGACCGUUUCCGCUCGAGGAGAUCGGCUGGUUCCGCAUCGUGUUGGACGAGGCACACAUGAUCCGUGAGCCGAGCACGCUGCAGUUCAAGGCCAUCACACGGCUGCAGGCCAGCCGGCGCUGGGCGGUGACGGGAACACCGGUGCAGAACCGGCUUGAGGACCUGGGCUCGCUGCUGUCCUUUCUACGGCUGCAGCCCUUCCACGACCGAGCCAAAUUUGCCCAUCACAUCGUCAACCGGUUCCGGGCAUGCGACCCGGACGUGCUGCCGCAGUUGCGCAUCCUCGUCGACACGAUCACGCUGCGCCGGCUCAAGGACAAGAUCGACCUGCCGCCACGCACCGACGUGACGAUGCGGCUCGACUUCGCGGCCGAUGAGAAGGAGAUUUAUGAUUUCUUUGAGCGCGAUGCCAACGACCGGGUCAAGGCGCUGACCAGCCAGAGCGAGCGGUUGCUGGGCGGUAAGACGUACAUCCACAUCCUGCAAGCGAUCCUGCGACUGCGCCUGAUCUGUGCCCACGGAAAAGACCUGCUGGGCGACGACGACCUGCAGCGAAUGCAGACGGUCCAGCGCGAGACAGAGCUGAUGCUGACACUGGGCACGAGCCCGGAGUCGGCCAUCAACCUGGACGACGACGAGGACGAGGAGAAGAACGGCCGGGUCAAGGGUCCGCCCUCCGAAUCGAAGCUGUAUGAGAUUUACGACCUGCUGGUGAAUUCCAACUCGGACAACUGUGUCAUCUGCAAGCGCAAGCUCAGCUCGCUCGAAGACAUGUCGGCCAACAUCCGGUCCGAGAAGCAGGAGGACGUGGUCGGCUACAUGACGCCCUGCUACCAUCUCUACUGCCCGGACUGCAUCACCCACUUCUGCGACGAGGAGCGUGGCGCCACCUGCAACAGCGGCCAGCCCGGUCGCUGUCCCUACUGCCGCGAUCCUGUCCUGUUUGCCUGUCCGGAAAUCCGCCGAGACCGUGCCGACGGCGAGCACGACGCUCCAGGUCACAGCCGCGACCUGGACGAGGGCAGUGAUCGUGCAGCGAGGCCGCCGCUCGUCCACGGAUCACCUGCUGCCAGUCGGAAACCCGUCGAUCUCAAGGCCUAUUCGGGACCUCACACAAAGACGCGGGCUCUACUGGCAGACCUGCUGGACCACGAGCGCGAGAGCGGGACGAUGCCGGACGAGCAGCCCAUCAAGUCCGUCGUCUUCUCCGGCUGGACCUCGCACCUCGACCUGAUCGAGCGGGCUCUCCGCGACAACGGCAUCGCCUUCUGUCGCCUCGACGGCAAGAUGUCGCGAACGGCCCGGACACAGGCCAUGGAUACCUUCCGCGACGAUCCAUCUGUGCACGUGAUCCUCGUCUCCAUCAUGGCCGGGGGCCUGGGACUCAACCUGACGGCCGGCAACUACGUCUACGUCAUGGAACCACAGUACAAUCCCGCAGCCGAGGCCCAGGCCAUUGACCGGGUCCAUCGGCUAGGCCAGAAGCGGCCUGUUCACACCGUUCGCUUCAUCAUGAAUCGGAGCUUCGAGGAGCGCAUGCUCGAGAUCCAGGCCGACAAGAUCAAGCUGGCCAACCUGUCGCUCAACCGCGACCGCAUGGGCGUUGCCGAUGCCGCCCGCCAGCGUCUGCACGACCUCCGGCGACUCUUCCGCUGA